Messenger RNA from Scophthalmus maximus (turbot), 5327 nucleotides. Its product is annotated as cadherin-6-like. Gene Ontology annotation, biological process: homophilic cell-cell adhesion; calcium-dependent cell-cell adhesion; cell-cell junction assembly. The transcript is spliced from 12 exons. The coding region runs from base 337 to 2733 and encodes 798 amino acids. The record is from RefSeq and is a predicted model, not a curated record. Gene Ontology annotation, cellular component: catenin complex; plasma membrane; adherens junction. Lineage: Eukaryota; Metazoa; Chordata; Actinopteri; Pleuronectiformes; Scophthalmidae. Gene Ontology annotation, molecular function: cadherin binding; calcium ion binding.
GGGUCGGGUCCCCUCAGCCUCCUCUCAGCCUCCCUGACAUCCACAGCGAGGAGUGAUGCGGCGCGACCGAGACGCGCAGUUUGAGGUGGAACAAACCGGGCAACACACACACACACACACACACAGCAUCGGAUACAUCCACUUCACGCCUCCAACGAGACCCCGGGAACCGGGGAUAAACUUCAUCGAUAAGGUGCUGUUUUCCUCCCCGCCAGAGUCUGAGGAGCUUCUCCUGCUUCACUAGAUUCCAGCAUGAGGGCCGGUCCGACGCUCUGACCAGAGAACUCUGGACACAGGCCACCGAGUGGGGGGGGAAGAGAGAGAAGGUCGAAGGUCAUGGACAGAAGGAAAGUUUGCGUGCUGAUGCUGCUGUGGGCCGCGGCCCACCUCAGCUCCCCGGGGCACGGGCUCAGGGCCCUGCGCAGGACUACGGGGGGGCGGAGGGGGUCCGCGGGACUGACGGGACAGGACGCCAACGGAGUGCCGCUCAGACGCUCCAAGCGCGGCUGGAUGUGGAACCAGUUCUUUUUGUUGGAGGAGUACAUGGGGACGGACAUGCAGUACGUCGGAAAGCUUCAUUCCGACUCGGACCGAGGCGACGGGAGCGUGCGCUACGUGCUGAACGGCGAGGGGGCGGGGACGCUCUUCAAGAUCGACGAGAAGUCCGGCGACAUCCACGCCACCAAGCGGCUGGACCGGGAGGAGAAGGCCUACUACAUCCUGCACGCCAAGGCCGUCAACCGCCUCACCAACGUGGCGCUGGAGGGCGAGUCGGAGUUCGUCAUCAAGAUCCACGACAUCAACGACAACGAGCCGCGGUUCACCCGCGACCCGUACACGGCGCGGGUGCCGGAGAUGUCCGACAUCGGCACCUCGGUGAUCCAGGUGACGGCCACGGACGCGGACGACGCCACGUACGGGAACAGCGCCCGGGUGGUGUACAGCAUCCUGGAGGGGCAGCCGUACUUCUCCGUGGACCCGGACACCGGCCUGAUCAAGACGGCUCUGCCCGGCAUGGACCGCGAGGUGAAGGAGAACUACCAGGUCGUGAUCCAGGCCAAAGACAUGGCGGGACAGAUGGGCGGCCUCUCCGGAACCACCACGGUCAGCAUCACCCUCUCCGACGUGAACGACAACCCGCCGCGCUUCACCAAGACCCUCUACGAGUUCCGAGUGCCCGAGACCACGGAGCUCGGCCACGCGGUGGGAGCGAUCCGGGCCCUGGACGGGGACAUCGGCGAGAACGCCGAGAUGGACUACCGCAUCAUCGGCAGCGACGGGCCCGGCGUGUUCGACGUCGCCACCAAUCGGAGCACGCAGGAGGGCGUGAUCGUGCUGAGGAAGCCACUGGACUUUGAGCGGAAGCGGCAGUUCAGCCUGCGCGUGCAGGUGGAGAACGUGCACCUCAGCCCGCGCUUCUUCUCCAUGGGCCCGUUCCGGGACGAGGCCUCCGUCAAGAUCGUGGUGGAGGACGUGGACGAGCCGCCGGUGUUCGAGCGCGCCAGCUACGUGAUGGAGGUCAAAGAGGACGCGGCCAGGGGCGCGGUCAUCGGCUCCGUGAGCGCGUCCGACCCCGACGACAAGAGCAGCCUCGUCAGGUACUCUAUCGAUCGACGCACAGACAUGGACAGAGUGUUCAACGUCCACGCGGGCAACGGCUCGGUGUUCAUCCUCAGGGAGCUGGACCGAGAGGAGAACGCCUGGCACAACAUCUCCGUCCUCGCCACCGAGUUCAGCAACCCGCGACAGAUCAGCCGCGUGCCGGUCUUCGUCCGGGUGCUGGACGUCAACGACAACGCCCCGACGUUCGCCACCAACUACGAGACGUUUGUGUGCGAGAACGCGAAGGCCAAUCAGAGGAUACAAACCGUGAGCGCCACCGACCCCGACGAGCCGCUCGGAGGACACCGGUUCUUCUUCAGUCUCGCACAGGAGGCCGCCGGGAAGGCCAACUUCUCCGUCCGUGACAACAAAGACAACACAGCCUGGAUCCUGACGCGGAGGAACAGCUACAACAGCCUCCAGAAGAGCGUCUACCACGUGCCCGUGGUCAUCUCGGACGGCGAGUUCCCGAUGCAGAGCAGCACCAGCACGCUCACCAUCAGGGUGUGCACCUGCGACCGCGAGGGCAACAUGAAGCUGUGCAACGCCGAGGCGCUGACGGCGAGGGCGGGCCUCAGCACCGGGGCGCUGGUGGCCAUCUUGCUCUGCGUCAUCAUUCUGCUCAUGAUCGUGGUGCUGUUUGCCGCCCUGAGGAGACAGAGGAAGAAGGAGCCUCUGAUCAUCUCCAAAGAGGACGUCAGGGACAACGUGGUCAGCUACAACGACGAGGGCGGCGGCGAGGAGGACACGCAGGCCUUCGAUAUCGGCACGCUGCGCAACCCCGAGGCCAUCGAGGAGAGCAAGCAGCGGCGGGACAUCGUCCCAGAGACCUUCUACCCGCCGGUGCGGCGGCCGCCCGCGCUGCCCCCGGCGCGGGACAACAACGGGGACGUGCGGGACUUCAUCGACCACCGGCUGCAGGACAACGACAGCGACCCGACGGCGCCGCCCUACGACUCCCUGGCCACGUACGCCUACGAGGGCAACGGCUCCGUGGCGGAGUCCCUCAGCUCGCUGGAGUCGGUGACCACCGAGGGCGACCAGGACUACAACUACCUGAGCGAGUGGGGGCCCCGGUUCAAGAAGCUGGCGGACAUGUACGGGGGCGACGACAGCGACAGGGAUUCCUAACGAGAGCCCGGCACACGGGACGCGGAGGGAGAAGCGCAGCGUCAAAGAAACUUUCCGGCGCGCGCGCGGCGAGGGACAGGGGAACGAACGCUGAUCUGUCCGAGUGCUCUUUCGCCGCCAUCGCUCACCUUUCAGUUGUCCCUCCGGCGACCAGACGUAGGCUUUGUGUGUCCAGUCAGUGUUAGUUGCGUUUGUGCGAGGGCGCAGGGAAAAGAGACUUUGUGUGGAGACUUUUUCCUUUUGUCGUGUAUAUGGGUUGUGCACAUGAGGCCCAAAUAUAUCUAUACUCAUAUUUUAUUUUUCGUUUUUUUUGUUCGUUUUUUUCCAAAGCUGCCUGUGAUGGGACACGUUUGGACGAGCAGUUUUGUAAACCAACAGAUAUGCCGAUGUAAUUUUUCAGUGUUUCUGGGACAAAAAAAAUAAUACAUGCUGCAUAUUGUGAGUUCUAUCUUAGCUUGUGUACGUGCGGUGACAUGAUGCAAAUACGCUGUACAGUUGUUUUUGUUUUUCCAGGGUCCGAGUGACGCGCCCCCUCCUUCGGCCACUUAUCCACAGCCGGACACUUUGGGUUUUCUGGAUGUCAGAGGUGUUUGUCCUCGUUGGCAAACUGCUGUUGACAAAGUGGCGAAUGCUCUUUUCAGCUGUGGCAAAAGGACUGUGGGAAUCAACAAACAAACACACGCGUUUGUCUUCUCUUUUUCUUUUCUACGGUAUCUGAUUUUUCAUCCCCACGCAGCUUUUAGCAUUUUGUGAGCGGAAAUACCAAAUAUUCACACGCGCUCACCUGAAUGUCGUCAGAAGCAUUUUUGAGGCCGACUCCCUCCGGCCGAAAAACGCACCUGGCGGAGAAGUGUUACAUUCAACACUUCGCCGAGAAAGAAAAACGAAUCAACUCAUCUACAAGGUGCCAGGCUCGGUUGAGAGGAGAAUACUGGUGUUGAUGGGACUUUUUUCUUUUGGCUCAUCUGACCGACGACAGCAGCACGAUGGUCGUUUCUGGCACUGGAGCUCCGAGCGCCGGGAGGAUUCCCCCCGAGGCUCGAAGCGGCAGCAUUAAAAAUUUAGAUUGGACGAAACAAUAUCGCCACAGUUGCCGUUAAAAUUCAUCGUGCAAAUUUUAUUUUCCCUCCCGUAAAAAAAAGCGGUCGAUUUAAUUUCCCUCCAGACGAUUAAGAAACGACACCAUUCGACGGUUGUAAUUCACGGGGAAAUACGGAGCGUGCGUUCAAAGUUGAAGUUUGCCUACUUCAAAGAGGAGUUGCCUUGAAUUAUAAACACAUUGAAUAAUGUGAGAAAAAUCGACAGUUUUGAGAUCAGAUUCAUCUAAACGAGCAUUUUGACUGACGGCAUUAAAAACACGGUAUCAAAUCCUGGAUGUAUAUUAACAGAAAUGUGCCAAAAAGCAAAAAAACACACCAGUAUUGUCUCCUGCUCUGUACUGUACUCUGGUCCCUGCCCGUCGUUACAGGGGCUGGUGUUCGGGGGCUUUACUCUACUCAACUGAUUUCCCGUGGGACGAACAAACCCGCUUUUUCCAUAAAGAUGCGGCUGAUCGAGGGGGCACCUGACCUUUGAGCCGCGGCGGAUACGUCUCUGGAAGGCAGGAGGUGUGUCGUCGCCGGCUCAGAGAGAAGGUCAGAACAUAAAUCCUGCAGCGAGAACACAACACGGUUUUCCUUUUUAAAUGUGAUUUAGAGAAGAAGAAGAAAAAAAAACAUUGGAAACGACUCGCAAAUUACUGUAAGAGCUCCGAAAGAGCGUCGAGGCGAUGAAGGGAUCGGCCCUCGCUUUAGCAAAUGGCCGACCUGUGAAGAGACCUGACAUUUACCGGACACGUGACGCAGACAUACCAAAACACGACGGCAUCGUUUCUCCCUUUUCUGUCCUGGGAAUUAUUAGUCGACGCCAACAACGCUGCGGCACAUCAAACACUUUCUAAACACGGUGGUCGGGAGAUUUCUUUCUGCUCCGUUGUUUUGGUUUAUUAUUUUUUUUUGCUGGAGCUCCCGUUGUGUAAGUGGCCAUUUCUGUCGCUACAGUAUGAUAAGCAUUUAAUGGGUUUAAAAACCCUCCACUCAAAAAAACAGAAAACAGCUUCCUUUCUGGCCUCGAGGUGCGAGGCGAGGUCCCAAAUGGAGGAUCGGCACGACAGCAGCAGCGCUCACCGCUUUCCCUCGCCCUCCACACACGAUGUCAGCAUAUUGCCAUCACGAAGACGCGCCGGUGUUUUAUCAUCGGGCGAAUAAUUGCCACCAAGGUGAAAAAUGUUAACGUACCGCCACGCCACGUUUCCUGGAUUUUUUUUUGAAUCUUCUACGUCGAGGCAACUAAACGGGGACCCCUCACUCCGGAUACAGUAGAUCUGUGGUUGUUGAUGUGUAGAACUCGCUCGGCCUCGACUACGGUAACAUGCUGUUGGUGACAAUGUGAUUGAGCAAGUGGAGUUUUGUCCAUGUAGAAACAAUUUUGAGAGGUUGUGCUAGUGUAACGGGGCCCCCCCACACGUCAUUGGCCGUCCAUCAAUCUGCUUUGUAAAACGUGAUAUUUUGUACUGAAUAUUUAUAUGACACAAUUAAAUAUCUUUAAAAAUCAAA